Messenger RNA from Durusdinium trenchii, 1701 nucleotides. NCBI's taxonomy places the organism in Eukaryota, Dinophyceae, Suessiales, Symbiodiniaceae. The record is from the annotation of a GenBank genome assembly.
AUGAACAAGGCGAUCAACGAGCUGAAGCAUGGCCUCAGAUCUUCAAGCUCCAAGAAGGACGAGGACGACAACGAGGAAGAGUCUGUUGGAGAGGAGGAGGACUCUCACCUCCGCGACAAAGGAAAGAGUAUAAAAUUUAACUCGAUGAGGAGGAGUUUGCCGGCCCACAUCGUUCACCUCUACGACACCGAGGCCCUUUCGAAGCCAAGUCCUCGCGAGUUCAGGACGCAGGUGAUCAACCAGCUGUUCACGAAGUUGAAGAACGGCAGAUACUCGUUGAAUACGGAGAAACCUAUGUUUCAAGAGGCCAAGAAGCUCUACGAGCGCAAAUACGGCAAGGAUUCCGAGACCGGAUUGCCGAAGAGCGUGUUGAAAGGGCUCUACUUUCAGAACUCGGAGAGCGCCUUUCAAGAGGCCAUUAGCAGUGGCGAUGUGUACGUCAUGAACUCCGAGGAUGGUGUGGAGUUCUUCGGCUUUCGCAAGAUCGAAGCUGGGCGCGAGAGGGGCACUACUCGGGAACAGAGUGUCCUCAAGGAGAAGAAGAUCACAGCUGAUCAGUCCAACUGCUUGGAGGACUUGUUGGAGCAGCUGAAUUGGAGCUUCAAUUGGAAGAAGACGGACGCGAAGUCCAUGGUCGAAGGGGAGAAGCUUCCUGAGUCAGUUCUGAAGCUGCUCACACAGGCCAUCACCAGUGAGACCAAGCUGUCGGACUACAAGGGUUUGAAGCUCCUGUACACCGAGAGCCAGACGCAUUUGUCUGACCUGAAGCACAUCAAGGACUUCAAGGAGUUUCCUGGCGACAAGGACCCCCCUCUGACCAAGGAAGCCUUCGAUUUGCGCAUGAAGAAGGUCGCGGCCCAUGCCCAGAAGUUGAACGAGGCCAUUGAAAGCACCAAGGGAAAGAUGAAGGAGGGCGACACGGGGUAUCGCACUCUAGACAAAUUCUUUGAUCUCCUGGCUUGGAGUUUCGAGUUCAUGUUCAAGGGGAUUCACCCCACUUGCAACGCACAGGGGGAACCGAGCGAACAGUUGGAGCAACUUUACUCCAUCAGCGCCUUGGAGGGGCCAGCUGUGGACCUAUGCUACUUGGAGCGCUUGGGGCGGCAGAAGCAGAUGCCCUCUGUUAUGCCUGGAUCACCGCAGCAAAACCUUGAUCUUUUGUGGUCUGAAAUCAAACACCUCUACCACCAGCACAAUACAAAGGUCAGGUACCGGUAUUUGAACAAGUUGACGAUGUUCCUUCGGCAAAAUGGCACGCCCAAGCUCCGCGGCAAGGCCGGCGAAAUUCGCCAUUUUGCUGAUAUUAUUGUGCAUUUGUGGCAAAGACACAUGUCUUCAGAGUUGCUUGUACACAAGCAAAUUCAUCAACUUCUGAAGCUUAGUGCGCGCGUGGAGCAGCUCAUCACGGACAACCGUGAGGAAAUCGCGUUCCCUGCGCCUGAGGCCAGGAAGUUCGCCAAGGCAUGUCAGGAGAUGUUGAGCCUCCACGCUGUGUUGGCCAAUCACUUUGCCGAAGAAGAGACUGACCUGUUCACCUUGACCAGCAAGUGUCACAUGCUGCAGCACAUUUCCUUGUUGGCUGGUUGCAUCAACCCACGUUUAGUGUGGUGCUGUUCCGGCGAGGACAUGCAAAACCGCGUGCAACAACUCGCACAGGCAUCUGUCAAGGGCAACAACGCUGCGUCUGCAGUCAACAAGAUC